Molecule: messenger RNA, 987 nt
Organism: Colletotrichum gloeosporioides
Lineage: Eukaryota; Fungi; Ascomycota; Sordariomycetes; Glomerellales; Glomerellaceae
Exons: 1
Coding region: 1-987 (328 amino acids)
Source: RefSeq, a predicted model, not a curated record
AUGUCUACUUCAUCUGUUGAUAUCCAGCCUAGCGCAUCAACAUCUACUGAAGAUAUUCCUAGUCUCAUGAUGCUUGCUGCUGCUGCUAUAGAACUUGCAGAGCAACAAGAGAAGGCCAGUGCCGCCGAGAUCCUUCUCAGCAUGGAGGAGAAUGCGCUGAAAGAGUUGAAGAAUAAUGCGCCGAAGAACGCGAAGGGACGGACACCACUGCCGGUCGCCCCAUCGGAGCGUCGGCCACAAUCACCUAGACCCGCCACAAUGUCAAAGACGGCGACGAAGUGUUCUGCGCCCUCGCAGACGGCGUUCCAGCCAGAGCGGGUGACAGGACCCGAGAGAGAGGCGGCGCCGGACUAUGCUGCGGUCUCACAAAAUACACCAUGGGCCCCGUCUCAGGAGGGCACGGAGCCGGCGUUGAAGCAAGCCCCUAACAAGAUGCAGUGCCUCUGCACCAAGUGUAUGGAUUCAUCCAUGGGUCAGGGUAAACAACAGACCAAGGCAACUUGGACCGAGCACAGCCGGGCCGAAAAGAGACACAACGAAGGCAGGCCAGCCAAGAUAAAGUGCAGCAGGUGCACUACAAUCAAUAAGCCCUGCAUGGUAGACGAUACUGGAGCAUCUUGCGCAGCAUGUACAUGGGUCAAAGAGAAAUGCUGUCGCGAAGGCGCCAAAUCGAACCGUCAUCGAUCUGGCGGAGACGGGACGCACCCAAAGAAGUCACCGAAGCUGCCCGUCGCGGACGCGGUGGUGCCUAAGCAGGCCAAACGGAAAGCUUCGGAGCCCAUGGAGGGCCCAAAGAAGGCACAGAAGCUGGCAGACGGGGGCAGACACACCUUUACCGAGGACGCCAGGGCGGAGCCGGAAGAGUCGUUCUUCUCUUCCUACACUGCAAAGGCAACAGACGGCGAAAACAACAUGCCUGUUGUCGGUGCCUCUCAUGGCAGCUCUCAGAACGGCAGGAAGUGCGGUGGCUGGGUGGUCGUCAACUAG